This is a messenger RNA of Copidosoma floridanum, 3934 nucleotides long. It is a transcript of the gene Picot, whose product is annotated as putative inorganic phosphate cotransporter protein picot. Gene Ontology annotation, cellular component: membrane. Gene Ontology annotation, biological process: transmembrane transport; monoatomic anion transport. NCBI's taxonomy places the organism in Eukaryota, Metazoa, Arthropoda, Insecta, Hymenoptera, Encyrtidae. The record is from RefSeq and is a predicted model, not a curated record. Gene Ontology annotation, molecular function: transmembrane transporter activity.
CAAAGAAAGAGAGAGAGAAAAAGAGAGCUUAUAACCAUGCACGGGUGGCAAAUAGUGUAUCGCGCGCCAGCCAGCGGAGCAGACGCAGACGCAGACGGGUUUUUUUAGUGCAGCGCUGGUUCCCGGCGCCGGUACCUAGUGCGCCUUCGAGCCAAAGUUCAGUACCCGUAAUCACUCGGUGCGCUCGUUAAAAGUAUAUAGUAACUCUCGGGGUAUAAAGCUCGGCUACGACCACCCCGCACCCUCGUGCGUGAUAGAGCAGCGCGGUAAAGUAGCACUUUAUUGCGUUUUUCGUUGACGCGUGUGGACGUAGGAUGAGCAGCAAUGGAAAACAGCAGCAGCAGCACGUGCUGGUGUGGGAGCAGCCGGGCCUCGACGAGAACGACCGCAUCCAAGCGGCGCCCGAGUACUGCAAGCCCAAAGGAUGGUGGGGCAAGCGUCACAUGGUCACGGCUAUGCUCUUCCUGGGCAUGGCGAAUGCCUACGUGAUGCGUACCAACAUGUCGGUGGCGAUAGUGGCAAUGGUCAACCACACGGCCAUCUUCAACCCGAACGAGACCACCCCGUACUCGGAAGAGUGCACGGUGAACGCAACCAACGAUGACGACGAUAGUCACGAGACGGACGGCGAAUACGUCUGGAACAGCAAGAUGCAGGGCUACCUGCUCAGCUCCUUCUUUUACGGCUACGUCAUUACCCAGAUUCCCUUUGGCAUACUGGCCAAGAGAUUCGGCUCCAAGUACUUCCUCGGCGUGGGCAUGCUGAUCAACUCUCUGUUCGGUCUACUCGUGCCACUAUCCGCACAAAAGGGCGGUUUCUUUCCGCUCAUGCUCGUACGUUUCAUUCAAGGACUCGGCGAGGGUCCCAUUGUGCCUUGUACGCAUGCUAUGCUGGCCAAGUGGAUACCACCUAACGAGAGAAGCCGAAUGGGUGCCUUUGUCUAUGCCGGUGCCCAGUUUGGAACAGUCAUAUCCAUGCCGCUUAGUGGUCUACUGUCCAAGUAUGGUUUUGCUGAUGGGUGGCCAUCGAUUUUCUACGUAUUCGGAACCAUAGGGACAAUCUGGUGUAUUGCGUUCCUGUUCAUGGUGUCGGAAGAUCCGGAGAGCGAUCCCAACAUCAAAGAUGAUGAAAGAAAGUACAUUAUCAGCUCGCUCUGGGGUACAGCUGGCGCGUCGUCGCCACCUGUGCCAUGGAAGUCCAUCUUCACCUCGAUGCCUUUCUACGCAAUUUUGCUUGCUCACAUGGGUCAUAAUUAUGGUUACGAGACCCUCAUGACUGAGCUGCCAACUUACAUGAAACAAAUCCUUCGGUUUAAAAUAGCAUCCAACGGUACGGUAUCAGCACUGCCUUACCUAGCCAUGUGGAUCUUCUCAAUGUUUAUCUCACACGUGGCCGAUUGGAUGAUCUCGAAGAAGCACAUUAGCCACAGCAUCACGCGCAAAGUCAUCAACAGCAUCGGCCAGUAUUGUCCAGCAAUCGCUCUCGUCGCCGCCUCCUACACUGGCUGUAAUCCGACGCUUACCGUUUUUUUGCUUACCGUUGGCGUUGGUCUCAAUGGCGGUAUUUACUCAGGCUUUAAAGUCAAUCACCUUGAUAUUUCACCGCGCUUCGCCGGUGUUCUUAUGUCUUUCACCAACUGCUUGGCUAAUUUAGCGGGACUGCUUGCGCCCAUUACUGCCGGAUACAUCAUCCAUGAUCAGCCUUCUCAAGCCAAUUGGAGGAUAGUAUUUCUAUUGUGUGCCGUCGUCUACGUAUUCUGUGCGACUUUCUACAUAAUAUUUGCUUCGGGAGAGCGGCAAUCGUGGGAUGAUCCACAAAAAGACAAGGCGAUAAGUGACAAAAAAUUAAAGAAGCAACAGCAACAAAAGCAACUGCAAGGCAUCAAAACGAUCAACGAGACUCGCCAUUAGCAGUAAACGCGUGCUCGAUCCUAAUAUUUAUAAUUUAUGAGUAUAGAUUAUGUAGGGUAGAAGUGAGAUAGUAUAAAAAGAGAGAGAGAGCGAGUCUCACGCGUGCCUGAUGAUCACGAGAAAGAGAGGUUCAAAUCUUGAAAUAGUCCCUGGCUAUGUAACUCUUGCACACGUACGCGUCUCUCUUUGUCUUGUGUAUAAAUAUACAUAAAACACGCGUGAGGAAUAUUAAUUUGCAUUCGUUCAUUCGUUUCCUUUCAGGUCCAAGAGCACCGUUUAAAAUAAAGGUAUUUUCAAAAAUAAUUCAUGAACGGAUAUUUUCGUAUGAUAAUUAAAAAAAAAAAUCUGACAUUGCAUCUGAAAAUGAAAAAGAAUGUUUGAGAAAAGCAGCCGCUUACGUUGAAAAAGGAAACAUCGACAGCAAUGUGUUCUUUUUCACCCUUCCUACUUUGAGCUUCAGAAAUUGAUCUGAAACUAUUCUUAAAAAAACAAAAAAAUUACAGCUCUUGGACUUUUUGUGAAGUGUCGAAUUCAUUUUUAUUAUUGUUACUAUAAUUUUCCUCCGUCGAUCCAUAGUUUAAUUCUUGCAUACUUUUCACGUAUAUACACAUUUCCCCGAUUUUUUUCAUGUUACUUGAAAGAUUUGACUAAUCGAGUCUUUACGUGAAACGCUACAAAAAUAAAAAAGAGUAAAUGAGAGUCGUAAAGAGAGAAAGAGAAAGUGUGUGCAUGCGAGCAUGAAGUCGUCUGCGCGUACACACAUCUUGUUGUAAACUUAUCAUUGUUACAACGAAUUUUUUUUUUUUCGUACUAAGUUCCUCCAGUUUCAUAAAGCUCAAAAGAAUUAGAGAAAUUAAGAGCGAUCGAACGAGUGUUUUAAAUGUCUCUGGUAAAAAAAAUAUAACUGACAUAACUUGAUGAAUUUUAUUGCAUAUUUUUCUCCUUUGAUUGUUAUCAGAGGUAAUGUUUGCAUUAAAAUUCUAGUGUAUAAAAUGCGAUUAAAUUUGUUACGUAAUAAUGACUUCGAAAAUAUCAUUGAUAACUUAUGUGGUCUGAUUAAAACUACUGAAACAGUUUGUCUAGUAAAAAGAUGGUAUUUAUUAUUAAUCUAAACAAUGAAAAAUGUUAUUUGGUUAUUGAUAGAAAUACAUACAGACCUAGUGUCUAUUUUUAUACUUGUCAUGUCAACAUUUCUUCCAAGUUAAAUGAUGUUUUAUAUACUGUAUUUUUAAUAAAUAAACAAAUGACUUUGUUAAACAAGGUGUGUGCCUAUACGCUCUAAUAGGGAAAAUAAGUGUGCGAAUGAAUAUAACGGUGUCGUACACAAUUUCAAUUGUGCUAGUGAAAACGACAAGGCAACAGUAUUAGGUAGAGCGCGCUACACGUUCGCCAAACAUUCAGAAUAAUUGUAAUGUAAAAAAACCCUUACGUUUUUUUUACCAGCUACUGCCGCUUCGCAGUCAACGAGCGAUGGGAAGUAAAAACAGUGAAACAUCACGCUCCAGAAUUAAAGCGUUGAUGGUGUUUUUGUACACACAUUUUUUGUAGAUAUUUUACUAUUAAGAUUUUCUGUCGUAAGUUGGAAAGAAAAAAAAAAAAAAAAAAAAAAAAAAAAAAAGAAAUCUUAGUUUGUUUAGUUUGCUAUUUAUAUAAAUAAUUAUACCUUCAUAUGCGAAUGCAAAAUAAACAAAACAAAAAAAUUCCGAUUUAUCAGGUCGCUCUUGUUCAAAUAACUUCUGCAUCAGCGUGUGCAUGCGACAACUUAUACAUACGCGUUGUGGACACACGUAAGCAGGUGAUUCGAAAACAUAAGAGAUGCAUUUUCAUAAAGGGCAAACAAAUGUUUUUCACUAAUUUUUCUUCCUUAUUAAAAUUUGCGAGUCUUCCGGGUUUCUAUUUUUAUAAAUUUUAUUACUUUAUAUGACACGAUUUCUGAUAAAAAAAAUACAUUGCGAUGAUCAGUCUGCGUACUGUAUUUUCACAAAGCUCAGAAUCUUUGUAAAAAAAAAAAAAAAAAAAAAAAA